AUGUCAAGGAAUUUCUACUCAAAUUGAGAGGAACCUGCACAAUGGGGAUCUCCACGGUCAUCAUCCAUAUAUGUCUCUUAUGGGGUCAAUUUCUUUCUACAGCUUCUGAAGCAAGAUAUUACACACCUGAGCUGACCACUCCAGAGCCUUAUACCACUCCAGAGACUACCACCACUCCAGAGCCCACCACCACUCCAGAGCCUACCACCACCCCAGAGCCUACCACCACUCCAGAGCCUACCACCACUCCAGAGCCUACCACCACUCCAGAGCCUACCACCACUCCAGAGCCUACCACCACUCCAGAGCCCACCACCACUCCAGAGCCCACCACCACUCCAGAGCCCACCACCACUCCAGAGCCCACCACCACUCCAGAGCCUACCACCACUCCAGAGCCUUAUACACCAAUAGGAACAGAGUCUCCUUUGGCUGUGAGGCUGGUGAAUGGAGGAGACAGAUGUCAGGGUCGUGUGGAGGUCCUUUACCAGGGUUCCUGGGGCACCGUGUGUGACGACAGCUGGGACACCAAUGAUGCCAACGUGGUGUGCAGACAGCUGGGCUGUGGCUGGGCGGUGUCUGCCCCUGGAAGUGCCUGGUUUGGACAGGGCUCAGGGCCCAUUGUCCUGGAUGAUGUGGCCUGUACUGGACAUGAGUACUACCUGUGGAGCUGCUCCCACCGAGGCUGGCUCUCCCAUAACUGUGGACACCAUGAGGACGCUGGAGUCAUCUGCUCAGCUUCUCAAGCAAGCUAUCCCACACCUGAGCUGACCACUCCAGAGCCUACCACCACUCCAGAGCCUACCACCACUCCAGAGCCUUAUCCACCAAUAGGAACAGAGUCUCCUUUGGCUGUGAGGCUGGUGAAUGGAGGAGACAGAUGUCAGGGUCGUGUGGAGGUCCUUUACCAGGGUUCCUGGGGCACCGUGUGUGAUGACAGCUGGGACACCAAUGAUGCCAACGUGGUGUGCAGGCAGCUGGGCUGUGGCUGGGCGGUGUCUGCCCCUGGAAGUGCCCGGUUUGGACAGGGCUCAGGGCCCAUUGUCCUGGAUGAUGUGGCCUGCACAGGACAUGAGUACUACCUGUGGAGCUGCUCCCACCGAGGCUGGCUCUCCCAUAACUGUGGACACCAUGAGGAUGCUGGAGUCAUCUGCUCAGCUUCUCAAGCAAGCUAUCCCACACCUGAGCUGACCACUCCAGAGCCUUACACCACCCCAGAGCCUACCACCACUCCAGAGACUUAUCCACCAAUAGGAACAGAGUCUCCUUUGGCUGUGAGGCUGGUGAAUGGAGGAGACAGGUGUCAGGGUCGUGUGGAGGUCCUUUACCAGGGUUCCUGGGGCACCGUGUGUGAUGACAGCUGGGACACCAAUGAUGCCAACGUGGUGUGCAGGCAGCUGGGCUGUGGCUGGGCGGUGUCUGCUCCUGGAAGUGCCCGGUUUGGACAGGGCUCAGGGCCCAUUGUCCUGGAUGAUGUGGCCUGUACUGGACAUGAGUACUACCUGUGGAGCUGCUCCCACCGAGGCUGGCUCUCCCAUAACUGUGGACACCAUGAGGACGCUGGAGUCAUCUGCUCAGCUUCUCAAGCAAGCUAUACCACACCUGAGCUGACCACUCCAGAGCCUACCACCACUCCAGAGCCUACCACCACUCCAGAGCCUACCACCACUCCAGAGCCUUAUCCACCAAUAGGAACAGAGUCUCCUUUGGCUGUGAGGCUGGUGAAUGGAGGAGACAGGUGUCAGGGUCGUGUGGAGGUCCUUUACCAGGGUUCCUGGGGCACCGUGUGUGAUGACAGCUGGGACACCAAUGAUGCCAACGUGGUGUGCAGGCAGCUGGGCUGUGGCUGGGCGGUGUCUGCUCCUGGAAGUGCCCGGUUUGGACAGGGCUCAGGGCCCAUUGUCCUGGAUGAUGUGGCCUGUACUGGACAUGAGUACUACCUGUGGAGCUGCUCCCACCGAGGCUGGCUCUCCCAUAACUGUGGACACCAUGAGGACGCUGGAGUCAUCUGCUCAGCUUCUCAAGCAAGCUAUACCACACCUGAGCUGACCACUCCAGAGCCUACCACCACUCCAGAGCCUACCACCACUCCAGAGCCUUAUCCACCAAUAGGAACAGAGUCUCCUUUGGCUGUGAGGCUGGUGAAUGGAGGAGACAGGUGUCAGGGUCGUGUGGAGGUCCUUUACCAGGGUUCCUGGGGCACCGUGUGUGAUGACAGCUGGGACACCAAUGAUGCCAACGUGGUGUGCAGGCAGCUGGGCUGUGGCUGGGCGGUGUCUGCUCCUGGAAGUGCCCGGUUUGGACAGGGCUCAGGGCCCAUUGUCCUGGAUGAUGUGGCCUGUACUGGACAUGAGUACUACCUGUGGAGCUGCUCCCACCGAGGCUGGCUCUCCCAUAACUGUGGACACCAUGAGGACGCUGGAGUCAUCUGCUCAGCUUCUCAAGCAAGCUAUACCACACCUGAGCUGACCACUCCAGAGCCUACCACCACUCCAGAGCCUACCACCACUCCAGAGCCUUAUCCACCAAUAGGAACAGAGUCUCCUUUGGCUGUGAGGCUGGUGAAUGGAGGAGACAGAUGUCAGGGUCGUGUGGAGGUCCUUUACCAGGGUUCCUGGGGCACCGUGUGCGAUGACAGCUGGGACACCAAUGAUGCCAACGUGGUGUGCAGGCAGCUGGGCUGUGGCUGGGCAGUGUCUGCCCCUGGAAGUGCCCGGUUUGGACAGGGCUCAGGGCCCAUUGUCCUGGAUGAUGUGGCCUGUACUGGACAUGAGUACUACCUGUGGAGUUGCUCCCACCGAGGCUGGCUCUCCCAUAACUGUGGACACCAUGAGGACGCUGGAGUCAUCUGCUCAGCUUCUCAAGCAAGCUAUCCCACACCUGAGCUGACCACUCCAGAGCCUUACACCACCCCAGAGCCUACCACCACUCCAGAGCCUUAUCCACCAAUAGGAACAGAGUCUCCUUUGGCUGUGAGGCUGGUGAAUGGAGGAGACAGGUGUCAGGGUCGCGUGGAGGUCCUUUACCAGGGUUCCUGGGGCACCGUGUGUGACGACAGCUGGGACACCAAUGAUGCCAACGUGGUGUGCAGGCAGCUGGGCUGUGGUUGGGCAGUGUCUGCCCCUGGAAGUGCCCGGUUUGGACAGGGCUCAGGGCCCAUUGUCCUGGAUGAUGUGGCCUGUACUGGACAUGAGUACUACCUGUGGAGCUGCUCCCACCGAGGCUGGCUCUCCCAUAACUGUGGACACCAUGAGGACGCUGGAGUCAUCUGCUCAGCUUCUCAAGCAAGUUACACCACACCUGAGCCUUAUACCACUCCAGAGCCUACCACCACUCCAGAUACUACUAUAAUAAUAGAUUGGUGGGAUACAACCACUCCUUUCCCUGAUUGGUGGGAUACAACAACUUCUUCCCCUGACUACAACUGCGGAGGUCUCCUGGACAGGCACUAUGGGAACUUUUCCAGUCCAUUCUACCCUGGGAAUUAUCCCAACAAUGCUAGAUGUGUGUGGAACAUUUUGGUCCCAACCAACAACCGUGUGACUCUGACCUUCAGAGAUGUGCAGCUUGAAGGAGGCUGCAGCUAUGAUUAUAUCCUGCUUUUUGAUGGCCCUCAAUACGAUUCCUCCCUCAUUGCUCGGGUUUGUGAUGGGGCCAAUGGAUCUUUCACCUCAACAAGGAACUACAUGUCCGUAGUCUUCAUCACUGAUGGCAGUGUCACCAGGAGAGGGUUCCAGGCUGACUACAUCGCUACCUUUGUCCCUGCCACCACUUUUCCAUCGCCAUUCCCGACCAUCCCUGAUUGGUGGAAUACAACAUAUCCUUCCUAUGUAAAUGAGUCUUCACUGGUGCUGAGGUUGGCCAAUGGAGGAAACCGCUGUCAGGGCCGAGUGGAAAUCCUGUAUGAAGGUUCUUGGGGCACCGUGUGUGAUGACAGCUGGGACAUCAAUGAUGCCAAUGUGGUGUGCAGACAGGUUGGCUGUGGCCCGGCUCUGUCGGCCCCAGGAAAUGCUCGGUUUGGUCAGGGCUCAGGGCCCAUACUCCUAGAUGAUGUGGCCUGCUCAGGGUAUGAGUCUCACCUGUGGUACUGUCGUCACAGUGGCUGGCUUGUCCAUAACUGUGCCCAUCCUGAAGAUGCCGGAGUCAUCUGCUCAUUCCCCGAGCCGACAUCCACUCCCAGUCCAGUUUGGUGGACAACAACAACUCCUUCCUAUGUAAACUACACCUGUGGAGGUUUCCUGACCCAACCUUUUGGGAACUUUUCCAGUCCAUUCUACCCCAGGAACUACCCUAACAAUGCCAGAUGUGUGUGGAACAUUGAGGUCCCAAACAACUACCGUGUGACUGUGGUCUUCAGAGAUGUGCAGCUUGAAGGGGGCUGCAGCUAUGAUUAUAUUGAGAUUUUCGAUGGCCCCCACCACAGUUCUCCUCUCAUUGCUCGGGUUUGUGAUGGGGCCAUGGGCUCUUUCACUUCCACAUCCAACUUCAUGUCGGUUCGCUUCAUCACUGAUCACAGUGUUACCCGAAGAGGGUUCCAGGCUCAGUACUACUCGGUCUAUGCCAACAACAUCACCAGUCUCCUUUGUUUGUCAAAUCACAUGCAAGCCAGUGUGAGCAGGGACUACCUUCAGUCCAUGGGCUAUUCUGCCAGGGAUCUUGUCAUUCCUGGUUGGAAUGCAAGUUACCAGUGUCAGCCCCAGAUAACACAGAGGCAGGUCAUAUUCACAAUUCCCUACACAGGCUGUGGCACUACCAAACAGACUGACAAUGAGACCAUCAACUACUCCAACUUCCUCAAAGCAGCUGUUUCGAAUGGCAUCAUCAAAAGGAAAAAGGACCUCCACAUCCAUGUCAGCUGCAAGAUGCUUCAGAACACCUGGAUCAAUACUGUGUACAUCACCAACAACACCGUCGAGAUCCAAGAAGUCCAGUACGGCAAUUUUGAUGUGAAUGUUUCCUUUUAUACAUCCUCCUCCUUCUUGUAUCCAGUGACCAGCAGCCCAUACUAUGUGGAUCUGGACCAAAACUUGUACCUUCAGGCUGAAAUUCUCCAUUCUGAUGCCUCCUUGGCCUUGUUUGUGGACACCUGUGUGGCUUCACCAUACCCCAAUGACUUCUCAUCUUUGACAUAUGAUCUCAUCCGGAGUGGAUGCGUAAGAGAUGAAACUUACCGAACCUACUCCUCACCGUCACCGCGCAUUACCCGCUUCAAAUUCAGUUCCUUCCACUUCCUGAACCGCUUCCCUUCAGUGUACCUGCAGUGUAAACUGGUGGUGUGCAGAGCAUACGAUGCCUCGUCCCGGUGCUACCGGGGCUGCGUGGUGAGGUCCAAGAGGGACACGGGUUCCUAUCAGGAGAAGGUGGACGUUGUCCUGGGACCCAUCCAGUUGCAAUCCCCCAGCAAAGACAGGAGGAGCCUGGACUUGGCAGUGAAGGAUGUGGAGAAACCAGCUCCAGCUAGCUCCCAGGCAGCCUACCCUACCGCUGCCAUCUUUGGUGGAAUCUUCCUGGCACUGGUCCUAGCUGUGGCAGCGUUCACACUUGGAAGGAGGACACGCAUUGCCCGUGGCCAGCCUCCGAGCACUAAGAUGUGAAGCAAAGCACACCCAGGCAUUGGCUCCACGUGCACCGAUUCCCAGAAAAGAUGGAAGGCAUGAGCGCGUGAGACUCGGCAACCGGACACACCGUGGCUAGGUUUCCCUUAGCACAAAUGCAUGCAUGGCAAAGUAUGAUGAGAUGGCAGAGAAGAAAGGUGUGGGCCAAGUUUUCCCAGGGUCUGCGGGCUGAAGACGGGGAGGAAUGUCAUAGGAAAAUGAGAUCCCUGUCUACAACCCCACACGACCUUGAGCCAAACAUUGGAGCAGCAAUGUUUUUUUUAGAUAGUUUUCCUUUUCACGUUUUUUAUAGCUGACUUUCUCAACCUGUAGUGCCAACCUUAAUCUGUCCUCACGACGAGGCAAGCUAAAUAAAGACUCUUUCUCAAGGCAA
Peromyscus leucopus (white-footed mouse) is the source of this 5988-nucleotide messenger RNA. It is a transcript of the gene Dmbt1, whose product is annotated as deleted in malignant brain tumors 1. The transcript is spliced from 39 exons. Gene Ontology annotation, cellular component: membrane. NCBI's taxonomy places the organism in Eukaryota, Metazoa, Chordata, Mammalia, Rodentia, Cricetidae. The record is from RefSeq and is a predicted model, not a curated record. Bases 42 to 5594 code for a protein of 1850 amino acids.